CCUCAAGAGGCGGGUGGACAAACAAAACCCCACAAAUUCUGACAAACUCCAAGCAUUGAUUGUGCAAGAAUGGGCUGCCAUCAGUCAGGAUGUGGCCCAGAAGUCAGUUGACAGCAUGCCAGGGCGGAUUGCAGAGGUCUUGAAAAAGAAGGGUUCGACACUGCAAAUAUUGACUCUUUGAAUCAACUUCGUGUAAUUGAAGUUUGACACUUAUGAAAUGCUUGUAAUUAUACUUCAGUGUUCCAUAGUAACAUCUGACAAAAAAUAUCUAAAGACACUGAAGCAGCAGACAUUGUGAAAAUUAAUAUUUGUGUCAUUCUCAAAACUUUUGGCCACGACUCUACACUGAUUUGAAGUAGAUUUAACAAGAGACAUCAAUAAGAGAUCGUAGCUUUUCACCUGGAUUCACCUGGUCAGUCGACGUCCUGGAAAGAGCAGCUGUUCCCGAUGCUCUUAUCCAGAGUGACAUUCAUCUGAUAGACAACAACAUAUCACAGUCAAGUAAAGGUGUUUUUGUAACGGUACUGAGAGCGAUGUUGCUGUUCGGACCGGUUUCAAGUAUUUGAAUUAAAUACAAUACUUUGCUAAAGUAUCGUAGAUUUUAUUUCGAUACGUUAGUCUUUGGGGGUAACUUUGAAGUUGUAUUUUUAUCAUUUCUGCCUAUCGAUGGGUAUAGUACAGUACAAUGGUGUUCAACACAAGGUUAAAGGUCAUUUCUGCCUAUCGAUGGGUAUAGUACAGUACAAUGGUGUUCAACACAAGGUUAAAGGUCAUUUCUGCCUAUCGAUGGGUAUAGUACAGUACAAUGGUGUUCAACACAAGGUUAAAGGUCAUUUCUGCCUAUCGAUGGGUAUAGUACAGUACAAUGGUGUUCAACACAAGGUUAAAGGUCAUUUCUGCCUAUCGAUGGGUAUAGUACAGUACAAUGGUGUUCAACACAAGGUUAAAGGUCAUUUCUGCCUAUCGAUGGGUAUAGUACAGUACAAUGGUGUUCAACACAAGGUUAAAGGUCAUUUCUGCCUAUCGAUGGGUAUAGUACAGUACAAUGGUGUUCAACACAAGGUUAAAGGUCAUUUCUGCCUAUCGAUGGGUAUAGUACAGUACAAUGGUGUUCAACACAAGGUUAAAGGUAAUUUCUGCCUAUCGAUGGGUAUAGUACAGUACAAUGGUGUUCAACACAAGGUUAAAGGUCAUUUCUGCCUAUCGAUGGGUAUAGUACAGUACAAUGGUGUUCAACACAAGGUUAAAGGUCAUUUCUGCCUAUCGAUGGGUAUAGUACAGUACAAUGGUGUUCAACACAAGGUUAAAGGUCAUUUCUGCCUAUCGAUGGGUAUAGUACAGUACAAUGGUGUUCAACACAAGGUUAAAGGUCAUUUCUGCCUAUCGAUGGGUAUAGUACAGUACAAUGGUGUUCAACACAAGGUUAAAGGUCAUUUCUGCCUAUCGAUGGGUAUAGUACAGUACAAUGGUGUUCAACACAAGGUUAAAGGUCAUUUCUGCCUAUCGAUGGGUAUAGUACAGUACAAUGGUGUUCAACACAAGGUUUAUCAUCAAGCACACAUAUUCAAUGCGAACCUGGUGAUGAGAACUGCAGUGCAAUGCAACACCUCUUACGGAUAUUACAGUAUCACACAAGAAGAUGACACGUCAUGUGUGACUGGUCUGAAAGACUGGUUAACUGUAAAUACCCCCUGCAGACGUUGAGACUGAUCCCAGACCUGUAUGUAGGUGUGUGUGAGAGAGAGAGAGAGACAGAGAGAGAGAGAGUUAGAGUGAGUGAGAGAGAGAGGAGCCGAGUGUUUAGGAUUGCAACACCUGCUCUGCCUCACAUGUUGGCACAGAAAAACACCCACACACAUUCAAACAGAGACACCGAUAUACAAUAUGUUCUAUCCUCGUAGGGACCUCAAAUUAAUUUACUUUCAAUUACUUUACUUCCUAUUUUCCUUAACCCUAACCCCUCACCCCUUAACCCCAUACCCCUAACCCAUCACCCCUUAACCCUAACCCCUCACCCCUUAACCCUAACCCCUCACCCC
Molecule: messenger RNA, 2039 nt
Organism: Oncorhynchus keta (chum salmon)
Lineage: Eukaryota; Metazoa; Chordata; Actinopteri; Salmoniformes; Salmonidae
Exons: 3
Coding region: 667-1704 (345 amino acids)
Source: RefSeq, a predicted model, not a curated record